AUGACUACCUACACGCUUUUAGACCGUGCCGAUGCGCCACAGGCAUCGAGUGAUGAUGAUGAACCAGAACCAUGCUACCUUCUAAGCAAAUAUCUCACUUUCCCAAGCUUUGACCAGCAUCAAUGGUGGCAUAAUACGGCACCAAUGCUAGGGAAGCUUCUCUCACAAUGCAAAUACAGUGUGCAUGAGCAGUAUCAAUACUUGUGUCUCUACGGCCUACACAUCGUACCGUUUCUGGGGCCAUGGCCGGAUAUCGAGCGUCGUAAGCUCUACAAGAGUGUUUUCAGCGGUUUAGGUCCGCUGGAGUUCAGUCAGAACUUUACAAAGAUUGGCAGGACGGUUCGAAUCGGCUUUGAACCGACAUCAUUCAAUGCCAGUACUGGUCACGAUAUAUGUAACCGACAUGCUCUUGGCGAGGCCUUGAACCGCUUCAAGCAUCUGGGUCUUAAACUAGACUUGCAGUUAUAUCACCAGCUAAUAAGCCAGGUCUCAUUGACGGAUGAAGAAGAAUAUACACUUCACGCCCGAGGAAUACUGGAUGAUGAGCCGGCCAAAUCACAGAGCCUUCUGGCACUAGACUUCAACAACAGUGACGUGACGAUCAAGCUAUAUUUCUAUCCGCAACUGAAAUCCUUAACCACCGGCAUCUCUCGUGCGCGGUUAAUGUUCAGUGCAGUGCGCAACGUGGAUAAAUGUGGUGCUUUGAGGCAGUCCAUGGACAUGAUCGAGGAAUACUUCGCCUCAGUCCCGGGUACCACGACCCCGUACUGGGUAUCGUGCGACCUCACCGAACCUCGCAAAACUCGAUUCAAAUUCUAUUUUGCGCAAUUCCAAGUGAGUAUUGAGAAUGCCGUAAGUCUUUGGACACUUGACGGUCGGAUCACAGAUCCCGAGACGAUGGCAGGGCUUGCUAUGCUCCGCGAACUAUGGCAUUCCUUCGAUAUCAGGGAUGGCCUCCGUGAACAGAAGAACCGACCUGGAAACCCAGGCGAUCCAGGCAACGUUGUUCCCAUGCUGUUCAACUUGGAGACCUUCCCUGACAAGGCCUAUCCGCAGCCCAAGAUAUAUUUUCCGACGACUGGAAUGAACGAUCUGGCUGUCGCAAAGGCCAUGGUCGAAUUCUUUAGAGGACAUGGGCUUCAUGAACAUGCAGAAUCAUACAUUGACGAUUUGGCCUCAUAUGUGUAA
Molecule: messenger RNA, 1188 nt
Organism: Aspergillus nomiae NRRL 13137
Lineage: Eukaryota; Fungi; Ascomycota; Eurotiomycetes; Eurotiales; Aspergillaceae
Product: putative dimethylallyl tryptophan synthase
Exons: 1
Coding region: 1-1188 (395 amino acids)
Biological process (GO): alkaloid metabolic process
Molecular function (GO): transferase activity, transferring alkyl or aryl (other than methyl) groups
Source: RefSeq, a predicted model, not a curated record